This is a messenger RNA of Staurois parvus, 407 nucleotides long. The record is from the annotation of a GenBank genome assembly. Lineage: Eukaryota; Metazoa; Chordata; Amphibia; Anura; Ranidae.
UGUACACACACACACAGACAUGUACAUACACACACACAUAUACACACACAGAAACAUGUACACACACACAUACAUGUACAUACACGCAGACACAUGUACAGAUACACACAUGUACAUACACACAGACACACACACACACACCCAUAAAAAGUUGCAGUACUUCGUUGUUCCUUCACAGAUCUGGGUACUGCACUCUAGGGGGAGGCAGAGAGCACAGCACACACUCCUUGCUUUGCUUUCACUGCGCUCAGCUAUUGAGCAGUCUGACGGCUCCCAGUGCCAGUGACAGAUCCGGCCUGAGCUCCGAGCCUGCUCAGCAAGACGGUCCUGGGGGACACACUCACCCCCACCAUAAUUUUCACUCGCCAUUGGCGAGCAGGCGAGUGGAAAUUUCAAGCCCUGUACUA